GAUGACACACACAUAAAACAUCAAAAACGUAGAAAUUUGUAAUUUUGAAAUCGCAACACAAAUUUAAUUGCCAAAACGUCUUUAAUUAAAAAGAAGUGUUAAUUAUACCAAUAGCUUACCUGGAACGACGAUCCACUUUAAUCAAGCAAGACACUCAAGACGCUGACCAUCAAACAAACGUCAGAGACUCCGACACCGUGACCUGACGAGAAGGCGACGACGACUAUCAGAGUGGGGAGAAGUUUCGAAACGCCAGCAGCUGGACAAGGCAUAUCGUUAAAUAUGGUCAAGCUAUUCGCAUUGAGUGUCUUCUAUAAAGGUGAAAGUGAGGCCCGUCUUUUAAAGACCACAUCAGACCUACAGUCCUUUUCCUUCUUUCAACGUGGCACCGUCAAUGAGUUCAUGUCCUUUGCCUCGAAAACAAUUGUGGAACGUACACCUCAAGCACUGCGACAGUCAAUCAAACAGGAUACUUAUAUGUGCCAUGUUUAUGUACGGGCUGAUAAUUUAGCUGGUGUGCUUAUUGCCGAUCAUGAAUAUCCCCAGCGAGUGGCCCAUACGCUAGUCACAAAAAUACUCGACGAUUUUACAGCCAAAGUGUCAGCCGACCAGUGGCCGAAUGGUACUGAGGUGUCCAUUGCAUUUGAUUCGUUACCCAUAUUUCUGGCUAGAUAUCAAGAUCCCAAAGAAGCUGACCCAUUGACAAAAAUGCAAAAUGAUUUGGACGAGACGAAAAUUAUAUUAAAGAAUACAAUUGAAGCGGUGUUAGAACGUGGCGAAAAGCUAGACGAUAUGGUCGUCAAAUCCGAGAAGCUUUCAAUGCAGAGCAAGGCGUUCUAUAAGACAGCGAAAAAGACAAAUUCGUGUUGCAGUUUUACUUAAAAAUCUCAACGGUUACACCGCAGCUACAAAAUACAAAACAACACAUACAAACCACCAUAAACAGAAAAAACUAUUAGAUACAAAUCAAUUGCAAGUGUUUGGCGUUGGCUUCGAAUUUGUACUGUUUUCAUAAUAUAAUUAGUUAAUUUUAUAUGAUACAAAUUACUAUGUAUGUAUAUGUGUGUACGUGCUCUGGCAUCCGAAAUAUGUUUAUAAAAUUAAUAUUAAUUAUACGCAUACUUUAUUAUCCAUAUAAA
This is a messenger RNA of Scaptodrosophila lebanonensis, 1139 nucleotides long. It is a transcript of the gene Ykt6, whose product is annotated as synaptobrevin homolog YKT6. Gene Ontology annotation, cellular component: Golgi apparatus. Gene Ontology annotation, biological process: endoplasmic reticulum to Golgi vesicle-mediated transport. Bases 283 to 882 code for a protein of 199 amino acids. Gene Ontology annotation, molecular function: SNAP receptor activity. The record is from RefSeq and is a predicted model, not a curated record. Lineage: Eukaryota; Metazoa; Arthropoda; Insecta; Diptera; Drosophilidae. The transcript has 2 exons.